AUGCACCAAAAAGUAGACUCUGGUUUGUGGAACUUCUAUCCACAGUCCUCUGUGGAACUUCUAGUUCUCAUUUAUGUCGAUGACAUUCUCGUCACAGGUUCCUCUACUACUACCAUUAAUUCUCUGAUUCAUCAGCUUUGUGAUGGUCUCCCUGUUAAGGACCUCGGGCAACUUCAUUUUUUCUUGGGUAUUGAAACUCAUUUUGAGUUUGGUGGUCUCUUUUUCUCUCAACACAAGUAUGUUGUGGAUUUGCUCCAGAAAACAAAUAUGUCCAAUGCUAAGGCUGUUUCCACUCCUAUAUCCUCAGCACAUGCUUUUAAACUCUUUGAUGGUGAUCCAUUUCAUGAUCCCACUCUCUACAGGAGUAUUGUCGGGGCCCUCCAAUAUGUUUUGCUCACAAGGCCUGAUCUCUCUUCACUAUUAACAAAGUUUGUCAGUUUAUGCACCGUUUGA
Molecule: messenger RNA, 453 nt
Organism: Juglans regia (Persian walnut)
Lineage: Eukaryota; Viridiplantae; Streptophyta; Magnoliopsida; Fagales; Juglandaceae
Exons: 1
Coding region: 1-453 (150 amino acids)
Source: RefSeq, a predicted model, not a curated record